Molecule: messenger RNA, 873 nt
Organism: Diprion similis
Lineage: Eukaryota; Metazoa; Arthropoda; Insecta; Hymenoptera; Diprionidae
Exons: 2
Coding region: 1-873 (290 amino acids)
Source: RefSeq, a predicted model, not a curated record
AUGUCCGAACCAAUCAUAUUGAGCGACGAAGACAACGUUAACGACAAUCCUCGCGAAGAAAUUAUGGCUACUGGACAGGUAUCCCGAAUAGCAAAAUUGCCGCCCUUCUGGAAAGAUGAUCCAACCGUGUGGUUCUUCCAAGUUGAAGCCUCGUUCGCUAUAGCUGGAGUAACAGUCGACGAGACCAAGUUCCAGUACAUCCUCGCGAACCUUGAACCCAGCAUACUGCCUUUUGUCUCUGACCGGAUUCAACAACCGCCGACGCAGGAUAAUCAAGAGAGAGCAAACUACGACAAAUGCUUACUGCUUGGAGAUCGUAGGCCGAGUCACUUCCUCCAACACCUUCGCAGUUUAUCAUCAAACCAGUGCGUCGACGCAAUCCUGAAAUCUCUAUUUAUCAAACAGAUGCCGCAGCAAGUUAGUGUCAUUCUCGCGGCCAGUUCGGAGGCAGACUUGGGGAAACUAGCGACGAUGGCUGACCAGAUCAUGGAUCUCCAGCGACCGGCACAGGCGUACGCAAUUCAACACGCUGAUUCCUCUAUAACUCAUCAGUCUCAAGCUCAAGCGCUCCCCACAGAGGUAACGACAAUCGACCUUCUCCGCCAAAUCAACGCGUUGACCCCGAGGUUUGACAAAGCCUUUAACUACCAACAAGAAGAGAUGGCUCGAUCUCGCAAUAGAUCGAGCAGAGGAUACAGCAAAAGCCGAGCAAACACACCCAGGGGAUGCGAGAAUUGUCGUACGAAAUCCCCAGGGCCCAAUGAGGACUCAACGAAUAACACAUGUUAUUACCACCACAAAUACGGGGAUAAAGCUCGGAACUGCCGUAAGCCAUGCUCGUGGAACUCUUCACCUCCCGCGUCGGAAAACUAA